Messenger RNA from Venturia canescens, 3539 nucleotides. RefSeq names its product Transmembrane channel-like (gene Tmc). Bases 130 to 3510 code for a protein of 1126 amino acids. The record is from RefSeq and is a predicted model, not a curated record. Lineage: Eukaryota; Metazoa; Arthropoda; Insecta; Hymenoptera; Ichneumonidae. The transcript is spliced from 15 exons. Gene Ontology annotation, molecular function: mechanosensitive monoatomic ion channel activity. Gene Ontology annotation, cellular component: plasma membrane.
UUAUUUCGUAUUUCAGGGGGGGGGAGAUUCGAGCGUCGGCCGUCGAGAGAGCCAGUAUAGUGUCAAAUUCGUGAUCGAACGAGUCGCCUCGUUCGGUGUUCGGUUGGCGCCAACGGUAAUCGCGACGAUAUGCCGUUGUCAUCUACCAUUAUCCGUGAGCGAACCUCUUCCGAUGGAGCCGAAAAGGAUGAAGACGAUGACGAUUAUUCGGCGUCGAUUAGUGCGAUUAUACAGAGAAGAAAUUCCAUCCGAAAGUCAAGAAGGAGAAAUCACGCGAGAGCUACCUCCGUCGUUGCGGAGGAUGAUGCAUAUAAUUUUGGAGUUUCUCCGAUAAUGAGACGAACGUCAUCCGUUUUCACAACCAGCUCCGGGGAAACAGCGAUAUCGAUGGAGGAGCAACGAGGGAGCAGAGGCGAGGAAGAGGACCAACAAUUUGGACAGCUACGGGAGAGCGGGGCGCAAGAGGAAAUCUUUGAAAAUUUGAAAUUGCACAAGGAGGUGAUAAGCUCGAUAAAACUGCAGCCGUGGAAAUUGGGGAGAAAAAUGAAACUGGUGCGGCGAGCGAAAAAUUACGUAACAAGGCACGAGGGCGUUUUGCAGGAGAGACUGGCUCAGAGCAAAAACACGAGGGAUGCCGUCGCGAGAUUGUCCAUCUUCAUUAAUAAAAAAUGGCAAUAUUUGAGACGGGAAUUGAUGAAUCUGGAAACGUGGAUGGUGCCUUGGGAGCUACGGAUCAAAGAAAUCGAGUCUCAUUUUGGCUCGGCGGUCGCUUCGUACUUUAUAUUUCUUCGUUGGCUGUUCUGGAUUAAUUUAGUCGUUUCCUUCGUACUCACCGCAUUCGUCGCAAUACCGGAAGUAUUGAUGGCCAAUCCAGAAGAAGCCGGAGAGAGAAAAUUUAUGCUACCCGAAGAAAAAGUAAAAUCGAAGCAUUUGCUUACGCUUUGGGAAUUCGAGGGAGUUGUCAAGUACUCACCGUUCUUCUAUGGAUGGUAUACCAAUCAGGUUUCCAAUAGAAGCGUAUACAAACUUCCGUUGGCUUAUUUUCUUGCUAAUUUGAUCGUCUACGCGUACAGCUUCGUCGCAAUUUUACGCAAAAUGGCGGAGAAUUCUCGAAUGAGCAAACUCUCGGAGAAGGAAGACGAAUGCGCGUUCUCUUGGAAGCUCUUUACCGGUUGGGAUUUUAUGAUCGGAAAUCCGGAAACUGCCCACAAUCGGAUCGCCGGUAUUGUCCUCGGCUUCAAAGAAUCUCUCCUCGAGGAGGCUGAGAAGGAAAAAAAGCUUGGCCAUUGGAAAAUAAUAGCGGCCCGAAUUAUUGUAAAUCUCUCGGUGAUAUCGCUCUUGGUCGCUUCGGCUUACGCGGUCGUUCAAGUAGUAGCGAGAAGCACCGAGUCCGAUGCGGAAAGCGGCGGUUGGUGGCGACAAAAUGAAAUAACAAUCGUCAUGUCCCUCAUAUCUUACAUAUUUCCCCUAUUCUUCGAGAUACUGGGUAUCUUUGAAAAUUACCAUCCUCGCAAACAAUUGCGAUUGCAAUUGGCCAGAAUUAUGCUUCUCAAUCUUCUCAAUCUUUACUCGUUGAUUUUUGCACUCUUCGAUAAAAUAAGCAGUAUGGACGUCGAGUUAAAGUCUUUGAAGCCAACGAUCGAGAGUAGUAGUACGCGGUCGUUCCCGUCCCCACCGCCGCCAGACUCAAAUUUCAUCAAGACAAAGUGUGAAAAAGUUGGUGUACCUUGCCAAGAAUCAAUUUAUCGUUAUUACGGAGCUUUGGCUUCGAUGAGUCUCCUCUUUAUGUCAAAUGUGUCGUCCUUGAACGAGACAACCUCGAGUCUCCGAUAUUACGAUUCAUCGGGAAUCAAUAACGAUAACGAGACUUUGGCGAGGGAAAUAGCAUCGAAAUCAAGUAUUUAUUCCGCCGACGAAUCAGCUGCUAUUCCGGGGACUCCGAGUAUGAAAGUAACUUCGGACGAAUUGCCCCCCUCCCCCCCGUUGUUGAACUUUCAGUCGUCAUGGUCUCUCGAUGAAAAUUAUCUCGGAUCCGUCGAAGAAAAAAAUAAAAAUAUGAAUUACGUUGACUACGAUUCGCUCAAUUAUCCAGACUCGUCGGAAUAUGACGCAACGAGUUUCACAGAUGUUUUCAAUGAAACGUCCGGCAGAAUCGAGACUACGAUAGCAACGACGGUGAGUGACUCGAGUACCGGCCAGGCUCUUCCUAACGACGCGAUAUCCCAAACCCACACCGAAAUUAUCAGGUGUUACGAGAUAAUCUGUAACGGUUGCGAUUCGGCAUCAUCGCAGACACAGAGGAACAACAAAUACGAGGAAAAAUAUCAAGGGACGGGGGGGGCAGCAAGUUUGCCUCCGUUGAAGCUUUUGGACAUGAAAACUCGAAAAAAAUUACGACGACUCUGUUGGGAGACGAUGUUUGGCCAGGAGUUGGCCAAGCUCACCGUCAUGGAUCUGGUACUGACGAUCAUCGCGACGCUGGGAGUUGACUUUCUUCGGGCUCUUUUUAUACGUUUUAUGAAUUCGUGGUGGUGUUGGGACUUGGAGAAACAGUUUCCCCAAUACGGGGAUUUCAAGAUUGCCGAGAAUAUAUUACAUCUCGUCAAUAAUCAGGGAUUAGUUUGGAUGGGAAUGUUUUUCAGUCCUGGUUUGACCGUAUUGAAUCUGGCUAAAUUGGGAAUUCUCAUGUAUCUCAGAUCUUGGGCUGUUUUGACGUGUAACGUGCCGCACGAAGUUGUCUUUCGAGCUUCGAGGUCCAACAACUUCUAUCUCGCUCUCUUACUCACCAUGCUGUUUCUUUGCGUUUUACCUGUCGGUUACGCAAUCGUAUGGGUCGAACCUUCGUGGCACUGCGGACCGUUUUCCGGCUAUCCGAGAAUUUACCACUUGGCUACGGAAAGUCUGAGAAACGCUCUGCCCGGAGAAACUCUCCACAAGUGCUUGGAUUACAUCGCGUCGCCUGGCAUUGUAAUUCCGCUUAUCGUUCUUAUGGCCCUCAUUAUUUACUACAUGCUCUCUCUCGCCAGCUCUUUGAGGGAAGCCAACGACGAUUUAAAGAUUCAGUUGCGCCAGGAAAGAACGGAGGAGCGACGUAAAAUGUUCAGAAUCGCCGAAAAAAGAGGACAACUUCGGGAGGCGCCAUUCGCGAAAUGGAAAAAAAUUCUCCCGGUAUUGGCGUCCCAUGAGAAAUCAAGCGAAACACCGGUUUCAAAAGCUAUAAGCAGUUUUUUCGAUUUAAAAAAUCGUCGAGAGGCGAGAAUUCGAUCGAUUAAUUCGGAGGUCGACGAGGCAACGGACGAUGAGCAACAUUUUUCGCUUCCUCACGAUCCUGGGGCUUAUUCGCGCGAAAGAGCCAACUCUGACAUGCCCGGGAAAAAACACGCUUGUUUCAACGACGACGAUCGAGGGACCAUUCCGAAAAUUCGUGUAGACACCACAGGAGCCCCGAAUCAAUCUAAUCGACAGCGGAGUCUCGAAGAAACAACCUUCAGAUCAGACACGACGACUUGAUUGCGAGAAAAAAAUGUUUUCUUUCACCU